GUUCACUACAGCACGUCCGUAUAUGAAGCAUGUUUGAUCAUAUCAGCCCUGCAAACUUUUGCCUGGUUAACCCACCGCCGGAUAUCCUUGUGAUCCUCUCUCCACCCCCUUAACACACUCUUUGCGACUAUCAAUAAUUAUGCGAAUACAGUCAUUGGCCCUGCUCGGGACACUCUUCUCGGUUGUCGCUGCACAGGCUGAACCCACCGCGGAAGUGCUCCCAAGAUGGCCUUCCACCGAAUCCUCACCCCUCGCUGAGCAGACACGCGCAACAUUAGAAGACAAUAGCCAUCCAAGGAACGAUCGCAGCUGGAUUCUCCAAAAACGAGCUUCGACUGCAGAAGAGGAUGCAGCUACUACGGCGGAGGAAACUUCCAGUGCAACUGAAGAGGCUACAGCGAGUGCGACCGAGGUGACCACGCAGGAUGCGACCACCACAGCUGCCGAAACCACCUCAGCGUCAACAACUACCGAGGCUUCAACCACCUCAACUGAGUCUUCAACUACGUCGACCUCGAGUACAACUAGCUCUACAAGUACUACAAGUUCAACAACCUCCACAACCUCCUCCACUUCACAGUCUACGACAAGCGCGUCGACCACCUCCACAAAGAGCACAUCUACUGCCUCGAAAACCAGCUCGACAUCCACUGCGACAAGCACUAUCAGUGCUGAAAUGCGAGAGUAUAAUCACCGUGGAGCAGUGGCUGCUAUCAUAACUUUCAGUAUCGUGGGUUCUAUCUUCGUCGGGUACGCCAUCAUCCACUGUCUCCAGAGUUCGCGCAGAAAUCGCAAGAUCGCAGCGACCAAGGCGGCGGCUGAUGCGAGAUCAAAUUAUUCUAUGGUGCCGUUAAGCGAAAAUCCGAAGUCACAAAGUGAGGUCAACCUUGACCGUUCUUCUAUGAUGUUUGCUACCCAAUCCCGUACGGAUUUGUCGUCGAUCGCCUACCAAGGCACUGCUCAGCCGAUGACACGACCUUCAUCCAUAGCGGCGGGCGAGACUCUCCACCAGGGUCUGGCAUCAGGCACCCCCUCUAAUACUCGACCAAAUUUCAUUUGAUAGGGGCGGGAGGCAUGAGAUACGCACCCACCAUGAUCAGCGUAGAAUUUCGUGUCGG
Messenger RNA from Aspergillus alliaceus, 1118 nucleotides. RefSeq lists its product as uncharacterized. The coding region runs from base 140 to 1060 and encodes 306 amino acids. NCBI's taxonomy places the organism in Eukaryota, Fungi, Ascomycota, Eurotiomycetes, Eurotiales, Aspergillaceae. The record is from RefSeq and is a predicted model, not a curated record. The transcript has a single exon.